AUGGGGGAAGAGGAAGAUAGAAUGGCACCCAGGCCUUCAACGUCGACUUCACAGCCAUUUUACACGCAACAAAAUGAAUUUGGAAGUCCAAACUUAGACCAUCACACUCACCAUAUGCCCUACCCUUUGGCGAGCAAUCUGGAGGAUUUUAUUAGAGUUGAAGAUUCAUUACCGAUGCCCACUUAUACUCACUACCCGUCCUCGAGUAAUCCGGAUGACUUGAGGCAAGAAACGCCCACCGCGUCAAUUACACCAAAUGGUGAUGAAUUUGAAGAAAAUGUUGGAAGUUGUCAUGAUGCUGAUGAAAUGUUCUUUGACAUAAAUGAAGAUUUGGAGGGUACGACUGUUGUCCCGGAUGAUGAGGUACAAGUUGAACCACCAAGAUCCGGGUUGGAGUUUGACAGUGAGAAAGAGAUUGUGGCGUACUAUAAGCAGUAUGCCAAGCAAGAGGGUUUCGGUGUAAGGACACAGAGGACUAAAAGAGAUGAUGAUGGGAAGCCUGUGUAUCUGACCAUUGGUUGUGCCCGUGGUGGAAAGUACCAUCCAAAGCCAAACAGUAAUAUGUCGAAGCCACGGGCAACCACUAAAACGGGUUGUAAGGCCAAGGUAAAUGCAGCGCUGAACAAAAAUGGGAAAUGGGUAUUCACCACUACUGAGAAUUCUCACAACCAUAUUACCGUGAGCCCCAAGAAAAGUAGACUAUUGCGAUCUCACAAGCACCUAGAUCAGUAUAGUCAAAGGAUCUUGGAGUUGAAUGAUAGAGCCGGUAUAAGAAUGAAUAAGAACUUUUAUUCUCUUGUUGUUGACGCAGGGGGUUAUGAGAAUCUAGCUUUUCAAGAGAAAGAUUGUAGGAAUUACAUUGACAAAGCUAGAUAUCUAAGGUUGGGCAAAGGAGGUAGUGAUGCACUUAAUGAGUAUUUCAAGAGAAUGAGAGAUCAAAAUGAUGGCUUCGUUUCUAAUAUGGACGUGGAUGAUGAGGGAAGGCUACGGAAUGUGUUUUGGGCUGAUGCACGUAGUCGAGCCGCCUAUGAGUAUUUUGGAGACGUUGUAUCAUUCGAUACAACGUACCUAACAAAUAGGUACGGUAUGCCUUUUGCUCCAUUCGUUGGUGUUAACCAUCAUGGGCAGUCCAUACUAUUUGGGGCGGGAUUGCUAUCAAGCGAGGACACACAUAGUUUUGUUUGGUUGUUCCGGAUGUGGUUGGAUUGCAUGAAGGGUAGGGCGCCGAGGUCUAUCAUAACCGACCAAGAUAGAGCAAUGAAGAAUGCGAUUGCUGUUGUAUUCCCUGAAACUCGCCAUAGAUAUUGUUUAUGGCAUAUCAUGCGCAAACUUCCAGAGAAGUUAGGCUCGCAUUCCAAAUUCAACCUUGGGUUGAAGACUGAUAUCCAGUCGGCAUUAUAUGAUUCACAGACCACCACAGAAUUUGAGGAGAGCUGGGGUCAACUACUUGAAAAGUACGAUCUACACGGCAACAAUUGGCUUCAGUCAUUAUAUGAGGAAAGGUCCUUUUGGGUUCCUGUUUUCCUGAAGAGUGUAUUUUGGGCAGGUAUGAGCACAACGCAACGGUCUGAAAGUAUGAAUGCAUUUUUUGAUGGGUAUGUCCAUGCUGGGACGACAUUGAAGGAAUUUGUCGACCAAUUCGAUAAUGCUCUUAGAAAGAAAGUGGAGGUCGAGACAACGGCCGAUUUCAAUUCACUUAACCAAACUAUCCCCUGCGUAUCCCCUUUCAACAUUGAGAAGCAGUUUCAAUCACUCUACACGAAUGCAAAGUUUAAGGAGGUCCAAAAAGAGUUUAUGGGCCUAAUGUGUUGUAAUUGUUGGUUGGUAAGCACACAGGGGUGCAUUUUAACAUUUGAUGUGUUGGAUGAAAUAUCAUUUGAUGAGCAAACCAAAAGAGUUCAUUACUCAGUUUACUAUAACGAAGAUGAGUGUGAGGUAAAAUGCACUUGUGGUUUGUUUGAGAUGAGAGGGAUUAUUUGUAGGCAUGCACUUAGAGUCUGUCAAUUGAAAAAUAUUAAUAUGCUGCCGAAGGAAUAUUUCCUAGAUCGAUGGAGAAAGGACUUAAAGAGGCAUUACACUUUGAUCAGAAGUAGUUAUGAUGAUGUGCGGGGUAGAUCAGACACGCGUAAUUACGAGCUUAUGAUCCAAAGAUGUUCGAAAGUAGCAGCCAAAAUAUCCUCGAACACUGACAAAGUCCAUGCUUUCCUGCACUAUGUUGAUGAGUUUGAUAAAACAUGUGAAGGUUCCACAUGUCAGUCGACUAUCCAAUCAACGAUGGCCAACCCAGCAGUGGCUUUGGAUAAGGGUAAAAAGAUUUUAAGCCCUAACGUCGUUAGAGGGAAGGGGAGACCUCCAAAUAAGAGGAAGGCUCCACCUGUGGAGAAGCUGGCAACAAAGCGGAAAAAACAGACUUGCAGGAAACUAUUGGUUGAUGAAAGUGCAGUGGGUGAGAGGCCAGGAUCUCAACCUUAAAAGUGAAUGAAUUUUUGAGAAGGGCUCAAGUUGUAUAAAAAGAUUUUGUGAGCUGUUGGAAGUUUUUUGUCAAAUCAGUGUUGGUGUAUAUGGGGACCGGAGCUUAUUAUGACUCCCAAAGAUGGAGGCUUGGAUAUAAUUUUGCAAAUAGUUUUGGUAGUGUUCCGACGGUCUUGUUGAAAUCAGAAAGAAAGUUGAGACAAGGUCCGCAUUGACAAAAAACCGAGUCUCAUCUCAUUGUUGGGUUGAGGAUUCAAUCGGAAUGCAUUAUAUUGGAGCCGGGCUGAUUUAAAGUACUGAAGCUAUGUUCAUGGAAGUUUGACAAGGAGCUUAUGAACUGCAGCAUACUCGCGUUUUAAUUGGUCGAUGGCAAUUGUAAAUUAUAGUAUAUAUUUCAUACAGUAAUAUGGAUGUGAAUGUAGCAUGGAUAUUGUACAGGUCACUACAAUUUCCAAUAUCCAUUACAAAGUAUGUAGCCAAAAUGCUGGAAGUUCAGUUUAUUUGGAAUACACGAACAAGUUUGAUGGCA
Molecule: messenger RNA, 3001 nt
Organism: Carya illinoinensis
Lineage: Eukaryota; Viridiplantae; Streptophyta; Magnoliopsida; Fagales; Juglandaceae
Product: protein FAR1-RELATED SEQUENCE 5-like
Exons: 8
Coding region: 1-2472 (823 amino acids)
Molecular function (GO): zinc ion binding
Source: RefSeq, a predicted model, not a curated record